Molecule: messenger RNA, 6645 nt
Organism: Xiphophorus maculatus (southern platyfish)
Lineage: Eukaryota; Metazoa; Chordata; Actinopteri; Cyprinodontiformes; Poeciliidae
Gene: arhgap22b
Product: Rho GTPase activating protein 22
Exons: 10
Coding region: 132-2351 (739 amino acids)
Biological process (GO): activation of GTPase activity; signal transduction
Cellular component (GO): focal adhesion
Molecular function (GO): GTPase activator activity
Source: RefSeq, a predicted model, not a curated record
CCCAACCCCCUAGCAGCCGGCCGCACUGCAGAAGGUCAGAAGAGGAGAAGAAGAAGAAGAGGAGAGAGGCAAGGCAGGGGUGGGGUGUGUGUGUGUGUGUGCGUGUACGGGAAUAUGCCGAGGGGAGAGCGAUGACAACCAUGCUGAGCCCAAAGAUCAGACAGACCAGGAGAGCCAGGUCGAAGAGCAUGGUGAUGGGCGAGGUGUCGCGAGGCCCGUGCAGGCCAGCCUCCCCCAGCCUCCAGGAGGGGGCGCUGAAGGCCGGAUGGCUGAAAAAGCAACGCAGCAUCAUGAAGAACUGGCAGCUACGCUGGUUUGUGCUGCGCUCAGAUCAGCUCUACUUCUACAAAGAUGAAGAAGAAACCAAACCACAGGGCUUUAUACCCCUACAGGGAUGUCAGGUCAAUGAGCUCACGGCCAACCCAGACGAACCAGGCAGGCACCUCUUUGAGAUCGUACCAGGUGGAACGGGAGAGAAGGACCGUGCCCCGAUUAGCCAUGAAUCCUUCCUGCUCAUGGCAAGCUCGCAGACCGACAUGGACGACUGGGUCAAGGCCAUACGGCGGGUCAUCUGGGCGCCAUUUGGCGGAGGAAUUUUUGGCCAACGUCUGGAGGACACAGUACAGUUUGAGAGGAAGUUUGGACCCCGGCUGGCACCACUGUUGGUAGAGCAGUGUGUGGACUUCAUCAGAGAGAGGGGCCUGGACGAGGAGGGUCUCUUUCGGAUGCCCGGACAGGCCAAUCUGGUCAAAGAUCUUCAAGAGGCCUUUGACUGCGGAGAUAAGCCUUUGUUUGACAGUAACACAGACGUCCACACGGUGGCGUCCUUGCUGAAGUUGUACCUGAGAGAACUGCCUGAACCAGUCAUUCCUUUCUCCAAAUAUGAGGACUUUCUAACCUGUGCACAGCUUUUGGCCAAAGACGAGGAGGAGGGGAUCCAGGAGCUUGGGAAACAAGUUAACACUCUACCUCUGCCCAACUACAAUCUCCUCAAGUACAUAUGCAAGUUUCUUGAUGAGGUUCAGUCCCACUGCAACGAGAACAAGAUGAGCGUUCAGAACCUGGCCACAGUAUUUGGACCAAAUAUCCUUCGAACCAAGAUGGAGGACCCAGUUACUCUCAUGGAAGGAACUUCUCUGGUCCAGCACCUAAUGACAGUCCUCAUUAGGGAACACCAGCGGUUAUACUCAGGAAGUGAGCACGAAGGACCUGCUUUGCCCCUAAUGGAGUUACCUGCCCAGGGGCAUCAGCUCCAACACCGCAGCCUGGGAGCGUGGAUAUCUGAGGAGGAUCUACAGAGCGGUCCAGGUUCCAACACUGAACAAGAACUCCACAGCAGUGCCUCAUCUCUGGACGCCAAACUGUCUGCGGCCAUCACCCCUAACCCAAACCCUGGACCAAAAAUGGCACCUUCAACGGGGAAAGGAGAGCCCGUUGUUAGUCCAAGUAAACAAGCCAAGACUAUGCCUUCCUGGAAAUACUCUUUCAAAAGUUCUUCAACUCCCCGUUCCCAGCCACAGGCUAAGCAAGCUACCACAGGUGCCACAGUGGCAGAUACAAGUACUCCUUCCGGUGGCGGAGGUAACUGGCUCAUGAACGGUCUGUCCUCCUUGAGAGGACACCGCCGCACUUCUUCAGGGGAGCGAUCCGCCAGAGAUCGUGACUCUACCGGGUCGUCCCAGAGACUGUCCACUUAUGACAACGUCACGUCUUCCUCCAGCACAGGGAGCGUUCCCAGUGUCUCCAGCACACCGUGGUCGAGCUCCUCUUGCGAUAUCUCCAUUCCAGACUCCAGCGGAGAACCUCAGACACAUCAGAACUUUGGAGGUGGAGCGGAUAGCGAUGAGAGGACAGAGUGGACAGAGAGCCAGAGGGAGACUGAGAGGGAAAAGGAAGCAGGAAGGAUGAUGGAGCCGGGCGUGGACUUGGAUGGAUGCGAGGCCAUGGAGCUUUGCAGCAGCAGCGCGGCAUUCGGCGAGAGCGAAAACGUACCCAUGGUGGCAGGGGUGCCGUCCAUUAUUAUGACAGAAGACGGAGAUGGGACUACCCUGACCCUGAAUACUCUGGUGGAGGAACUGAAGGAGGAGUUGAGGAAACAGAGGACAACAUAUGAGACCAGGAUUCAGAAAUUGGAAGAGUCCAGCACAGCGCUGUGUGCCCAGGUGGAGCGUUUAGAACAAGAGAUGGAGCAAGAGAAGAAGAAGCAGCGCAUGCUGGAGAUCAAGCUGCGGAACUCUGAGCGGGCGAGGGAAGACGCCGAGAAUCGUAACCGUCUCCUGGAGAAGGAGAUGGAGGAUUUCUUCUCCACGCUGGGCAAUCUGGCCCUGGGCUCAAGGACAAGCGACAUUUGACUCAACAUGGAUUUCCUGUUUUAGCAUUAGCAGAAACAGCGCCGUAGCCAUCAACUGACGUCUCUGGGCUCGAAGCAGCAAGACGCUUCUUUAAGAAAAUAACUAUCAGUAAAAGAAUGAAAGGAAGCAUACUGUUGCACAUUUCUAACAAGCUUGAAAUUGAUGAAAAGAAAUGCUGAAGGACGUAAAUGUCAUCAUUGUUCUGUGAGACUGUCCAUAGGAGGGUUGACUCUGUGGCAUGCUUGAAACUGAACAUGAAGAUGGAGCUCCUACAGUUAGCAUUCUUCGUUCACUGAGGUUUCAUGUUUCUAAUGAAGGCAGCGUCAUCAACAUCUCAGGUGCCUGUUUUGUGACUGAAACAUGGUAACAUAACUCCCCCAAAGCUUUGUACCGGAGAGCGCUUCUUCAACCACUACUUUCCAUCGGUCUUGUACUAACACUGUAGAGUUGUAGGAACCAUUUAUUAUUUAUUUAUAUUUACAGAAACAAUAGUUUGAGAUUCGAUCAAAUCUGCUUUUUACCUUUUGCUUGAUUCUGUGAUUCUCAAACUUUUUAUAACUGUUACCAUCUCAGUAAAUACCACGUUUUUGGGGAAAACACCAUUUUGUCCAGAUAUAUUAUUUACUUAUCUGGACAUUAUUUAUGUUUUCAUGGUUUUGGCAGUUAUUUUAAAACUGUCACAACAAAAUAUGGAGUUUUUCAGUUUCUCUAAAGGUCUCCAAGUCAGAAUUCCCAGUGAGCCUUGAAUACAUAAUUUACCAAAUCUCGCUGGUUCUUAAUUUGGAACUGGAUAGGCUGAGUUUUAUCUAAAUCAUAGAUUCAAGUUUCAACUUCAGGGGCAAAAAAAUUCAUCAAAAGUCAGCAGACCUCGUUAUUGCUUCACUUUCACCUUACUUCUGACAGGGAUUAUUAAAAAAAUUUCUCCACUGCACUUCUAUUUCGAAAAUUUUCUGAUGAAGGAAAAGGGUCUGAAUCACAGACUAUAUGUCCCUAUCUACCUUGCAAAUAUUUAUUGCUAAAUUUAGCUAAAAUUCUUGUGAUGGGAGUCCUAAAGGAUUGUACCUUAGUACCUUAGUUUGAGAACUAUGGCCUUAGGUUAAGUAAUACUUUGACCAAUACUUGUACCAUAAAGUGCUGCCAGCUUGCUACUUGUUAGCAUAACAUCAGACCAAGAAAGAGCUAGCCACAUAUAUAUUGAAAAAGGCCUCAAAUACUCAGUAAUAUAUGGUGAAAUCUGUACUUCUAAAACACAAACUGUUCCGACUAUUUAUUUGAUUAGAAAAAGUGGUUUGGGCUUCGCCUGGAUUACCCAGCUAACUGGGCUUAGCUAUUGUGUACAUUGCAAGGUCAGUUGAUCAUUUGCUUUGUUGUUUGUUUUGGAAAAAUGAACUAAUCAGUGGUUAGUGUGUCUUCAUACCUGGUCAAAUAAAAUUAUCUGAAUACAAGAUAAGCAAUUUACCUUUAAAUAAGCAUGGCUAAUUGGACUAUGUACAAUAACAACUUUAGCAGAGGUCUUUCUAUUUUCCAUAUUUGUACUACAAACAAUGUUAAGUUUGUAUAUUGUAUUAACAAAAGCAGGUAUCAAUAAACUAGACUUUCAAUUUCCUAAGUAAAACCUAAACACAUCUGGACUGGACUUCUGCCACAGCUGCCUCAGUCCCAUAGUUGUCCUCAGGCCCUUCCAGUGCCUCUUGUUCAUCACCAUCUACACGGUUUCUGAGUCCAUUCGAUGGCAAAUCCUGGCUCUUCUGUUGGGCCCUCACAUUGUUAAUGUCUGUCAGGUAUCAAGGGUUACGUUUACAAUUCCUCAAGCAUUUAUUAUUUAAUCUAUCAUAUGGAGCCAGUGACUAAUCACUUAGCUCCCUUAAAGAUUUGUUCUGUUUUUACUUUUCUGUUCCGCUUAAAUGUUUGUAAUUAUAUUUCACAUCGGACAAAGAAAAAAUGAUUCCAUGCAUUAAGGGGGAAAUCCUGUCCAAAACAACCUCCAGUGAAUUAUAAGCCUGGUGGGCCACCAGGCUUUACUUGCAUCCCCACCAGCCUAAGGUUGUUUAUUUUAAGUAGGGUUUUUUAUACACCAUUAACGGUGACCGUAAAGACGGAUUAAGUGAGGUUUAUAGUAGAUGCGUUGAAUUGGGCGUAAGGGAGUUGUGCAUAAAUUGCACCAUCACCACACCUGCCCGUUGGCAGGUGCAUGCCCGUGCACCUCCAAAUUUUUGUAACUUUUAAAAAAUUUUAACGCAAAAACACAGUGGGCCGCUGGUAGAUUUCCCUAGCUCCACUACCAAUGGGCUUAGCAAGUUUUCUGGGGGAAACCCUAUUUAUCCUUUCAGAAAUGGGCAUUGUGGGUAGGCUGUCAAUGCGCUUUGGGAGUCAUUUGCGGAUAAAGGUUUUUGCGAGUAAAGUCCAAACGCUACUGAAAAGACAUUUUAAACCACUGUAUGUUUUUAACUUUUUUAGAUAAGAUGUUGCUUUUUGAGAUCUACUAGCCUACUUCGUGUUGGUCGACAAAUUGUGUGUAAGAUUCUUGAUUUGACAGGGCAGGCAACUGAAACUGAAUUUAACCUUCCAAAUAAUGUAGUUUAUUGUAAUUCAUAACUUAAUGGGAAGACAUUUUUUCUCAUAAGGCUUGUUUGGGUUGGAUCAUUUUUUCCCCCUUAAUACAAGAGAUCAUCAGUGGAAAACCUGCAUCCAUCACUACGGUUCUCUUUGACUUGAAACAUUUAGGUGUAAAAAAUCAAAACAGAAGGCAAAAUCUGUAAGGGGAGGAGGGAAUACUUUUCCAUUGCCCUGUUGGACACAGUAAAUACCAAAGCUGGACUGCCUCAUCAGCGAUUCACUCACAGGAGAUCAGAAUGGACUGCCUGGAAGCCAUGUUGAUUUUGGCACAUGAAGCUGAACACUGCCCUCAGAGAAACAAUGGAGUUUCCUGGCUGUGCCUUCAGGGAAGUGUUUUUGAACAUGAAAAAAAAAAAAGAAACGAAAUGUUGCUUGCUUGUCCUAAGAUGUGGUGCUAAUAUUCACCCACAUGGUGGCUGCUCCUUUUCUUUUCCUCUGUUUUGCUUUGUUGUAGUAUGGAACCAAUGCCUGAGGCUACUGAAUCAUUUAAUGGUGCCAAUUCCUGUUUGUAAAUUGUAAAGUGAUUGGAAGUUUUGCAUCUGGAAUGUAUCAAUAUAGUGAAUGAGUUAUAUAUCAAAAAUUAACGGCAACAAUUUGGGUUAUUUAGUCUGUCCGAAGAAAAACAUGGGGGCUCAUUUUUUAGUCACAUUUGCAUCAAGUUAUUCACUCAGUCAUAAGUGUCACAGUUUCAAACAAAAUAUUUAAUUAGCUAAAUAUGUGGUUUACAAACCUAAUAUUUGGUUGGCACUAACAAAAUUUUUAGAUUUGAACUAAAUUCUUAAUUUGCUAAUGCUAAUUAAAGAUUUAGCUCCAAACUAAAUAGCCUUAAGCUAACUAGUUAGUUUGUAGACUAAAUAUUUAGCUUGCUAUUUAUAUUGAGGCUAACUAUUUAGAUUGCUGUUAUUUUUUUAUCUAAAAAUUUAGUUUGGAGCUAGAUAACUAAAUAUUUAGUUUGCAAAUGCUAAAUAUUCAGUUAGCCAAUGAUAACUAAAUACUUUGGUUGGAGCUAGACACUUAAUUUGUAAGCUAAAUAUUUAGUUUGCUAAUUAAAUAUUCAGCUUGAAGCUACAUAUUUAGUUUGCAAACUAAAAAGUGUAGUUUGCUAAUUAAAUAUUUAUACCUUGAAACUGACAGAUAAAUGAAUGAAUAAGAAUCAAUCUGUAAGGUUUGUAAAUUGUAAAGUGAUUGGAAGUUUUGAAUCCAGAAUGUAUCAAUACAGUGAAUGAGUUUUGGAUUGAAACCAGCAAUGUGACAGAAAUGAAAGACUUUUUCUUGCAGUCAACUGAUGCAUUUGGGUCCAGCCGUACCUUUACAAAGUGGGACUAACACAGACGGUUUGGCUCAUCAUGUAAGAGUUUUCUUUGCAGUUUUAGUCUGACCCUUUAUACACCGACUAUUACAGUUCACUGAAAAAUUGAAUUUCGAUUGGACACUGUGAUUUUUGUGACACAAGGAUCAAAAAAGCAUCGUUAUUUUCCAGGUUUGUACAGUUUAGCUCCUCACUUCCUUCACAAAGUUUAGACUGUGAUGGUGAAAAAGCAAUGGCAGGUACUUGUAUGUAAGUAAGAUUCUUCUCAACAUCGAUGGUGCUUAUUUAUUAUAGAUUCACAUUGUUGUAAUGAAUGGCCGUGUCUGAGAAAUAAAGACAACUGUCACACAAGACAAAGGUGAACCUGAA